AGCCAUCUCGUCUCAAGCAAGAAAGCAAGCAGCUAGGCAAUCUCACACCUGCAAGCAAGAUUCACCUAGCAAUCAGCUUUCAGUUCGACUCGGGGCACGCGAUGACGAAGGACGUGGUGGUUGAGCACGGGGAGAGCUCCAAGGCGCCCCUCGUCGCGCCGGUGGCGGCCGGCGUCAACCGUGCCGUGUCCAUCAUCGACGUCUUCCUCCGGUUCAUCGCCAUCAUCGGCACCAUCGGCAGCGCCAUCGCCAUGGGCACCACCAACGAGACGCUCCCCUUCUUCACGCAGUUCAUCCAGUUCGAGGCCAAGUACAGCGACCUCCCGUCCUUGACGUUCUUCGUCGCGGCGAACGCAGUCGUCUGCACGUACCUCGUCCUGUCCAUCCCGCUGUCCAUCGUGCACAUCAUCAGGCCCACAGCGCGCUACAGCCGUCUGAUCCUGGUCUUCUUCGACGCGGCGAUGCUCGCUCUGGUGACGGCCGGCGCGUCGGCGGCGGCGGCGAUCGUGUACCUGGCGCACAAGGGCAACGUGCGGGCGAACUGGUUCGCCAUCUGCCAGCAGUUCGACUCCUUCUGCGAGCGCAUCUCGGGCUCCCUCAUCGGCUCCUUCGCCGCCAUGGUCAUACUCAUCGUGCUCAUCUUCCUCUCCGCGUUCGCGCUCGCGAGGCGCCACUGAUCGCGAUCAGCUCCACGCCAACGGGAAGGAGCUCCGUUUCUUUUCGAGCGCGCGCUGCUCGAUCGUGCAUGCACCGAUAUCAAUGGAUGCAUCUGCUUUUGUUUUGUGGCUUCUUCCCCAGUUAUGCUUCGUUUGCUCUUUGGUUUUGCUCGAUCUAUUGUAACAGUCCAUUGUUGCCCUUAAUGUACAAAAGGACGAGUCAAACUACGAUAUGCAGUGUGAUAAUGGUGGAAAGGAAAUUUGUGAA
Messenger RNA from Phragmites australis (common reed), 924 nucleotides. Its product is annotated as casparian strip membrane protein 4. NCBI's taxonomy places the organism in Eukaryota, Viridiplantae, Streptophyta, Magnoliopsida, Poales, Poaceae. The record is from RefSeq and is a predicted model, not a curated record. The coding region runs from base 102 to 677 and encodes 191 amino acids. The transcript is spliced from 3 exons.